AUGGGCAUCGGCAAGCGCAGCCGCUCCCCGUCCCGCGCCGGCUCCGUGUCGAGCGCGGCGUGCGGCGCGGGGGCGGGGGGCAGCCUCGCCAUCCCGCACACCUUCGAGGUGCACUCCUACACCAGGCCCACCGUCUGUCGGUACUGCAAGAAGCUGCUGCGGGGGCUGUUCAAACAGGGUAUGCAGUGCCGCGACUGCCACUACAACGCCCACCGCAAGUGCAUCCCGCUCAUCCCGAAGGACUGCGGCGCCGAGAUACGGGACCCGCACAGUAAGUGUGAGUACCAGGACAGCAGCACUGGCAGCGAGUUAUCAGAGUCGGUGCGAAUGCCGGACGACGAGUCAGACGACGGAGGCAACGACGCACCCGAUAUCACUACUAUUGAUGAACACGAGGUACAACUGCGUCGUCGGCCUGGAGACCACGAGGAUGAACCGCAGCGUGACACACUCCCGGAGCGAUCGGCGAGCCGGCCGAGCAGCUCAUCAUCAUCUCCCAGUGCAAACAUACCCUUAAUGCGAAUCGUGCAGUCGGUCAAACACACCAAGAAAAGAGACGGACAAUGGUUGAAAGAAGGAUGGCUGGUCCACUUCACAAAUAAGGAUAAGACUUUGAAACGUCACUACUGGCGGCUCGACAGUAAAUCAAUUACUCUAUUUACGUCAGAACAAGGAACAAAAUACUACAAGGAAAUCCCACUGAACGAAAUUUUGGCGAUAGAUACUGCCAGGCAGCCCCAUCCAGGUACAGGUGUGCUACACUGUUUCGAGGUUCGCACGGCCAACGUGGACUAUCUGGUGGGGGUGGAGGAGGCGUGGGUGGGUAGCGCGCCUCCCCCGCCGGACUCGGGGCUGGGGGCCUACCUCGCACGCUCUUGGGAAACUGCCGUCAGGCAGGCGCUGAUGCCUGUCACCCACCAUGCCGCCGAGUCGCGAGGCGCGGGCGCGCCCGAGGCGGAGGGCGAGGCGGCCACCGAGGAGCGCGUCACCGACAUGGCGCAGCUCUACCAGAUCUACCCCGACGAGGUGCUGGGCUCGGGGCAGUUCGGCAUCGUCUACGGCGGCCUGCACCGCCGCACCAAGAGACCCGUGGCCAUCAAGGUGAUAGACAAACUCCGCUUCCCGACAAAACAAGAAGCUCAACUGAAGAACGAGGUAGCGAUCCUCCAGAAUUUGUCGCACCCGGGAGUUGUUAACUUAGAACGAAUGUUCGAGACUCCAGAGCGGAUCUUUGUCGUCAUGGAGAAGUUGAAGGGAGAUAUGCUCGAGAUGAUACUGUCACAUGAGAAUGGGAGACUGACGGAAAGGAUUACCAAGUUUUUGGUAGCGCAGAUUUUAGUAUCCCUCAAACAUCUACACGAGAAAAACAUAGUCCAUUGCGACUUGAAACCGGAAAACGUCUUGCUGUCCACCGACGAAGAGUUUCCACAAGUAAAGCUGUGCGACUUCGGCUUUGCCAGGAUCAUCGGCGAGAAGUCCUUCAGAAGAUCCGUGGUUGGCACACCAGCAUAUCUUGCUCCUGAAGUCCUCCGUAACAAAGGCUAUAACCGUUCUUUAGACAUGUGGUCGGUAGGUGUGAUCAUUUACGUGUCACUCUCUGGCACAUUCCCCUUCAACGAAGAUGAAGAUAUUAACGAACAAAUUCAGAACGCUGCUUUCAUGUACCCCCCUACACCCUGGAGGGAAAUUUCGGCGGAAGCGAUCGACCUGAUCAACAACCUGCUGCAAGUGAAGCAGCGCAAGCGCCUGUCGGUGGACAAGUCGGUGUCGCACGCGUGGCUGCAGACGGGCGAGGCGUGGCGCGACCUGCGCGUGCUCGAGGCGCGCGUGGGCACGCGCUACCUCACGCACCCCAGCGACGACGCGCGCUGGCCGCCGCCCGAGCCCACGGCCCCCGAGCCCUCCGCCCCCGAGCCCCCCGCCCCCCGGCCCUCCGCGCCCGACCAGCGCUGA
Arctia plantaginis is the source of this 1953-nucleotide messenger RNA. The record is from the annotation of a GenBank genome assembly. NCBI's taxonomy places the organism in Eukaryota, Metazoa, Arthropoda, Insecta, Lepidoptera, Erebidae.